AUGUCGGCGGAUCUGUUUGCAGACUGGAAGAAAGAAGAGGCGUCGGCUCCUGACGUCCGCAGCGUCGCCGGCGGCUCUGGCGGCGGAGGGGCCUUCGACGCGCUGUACCCUACAGGUGCCGUGAGCAAUGACGGGAACGCAGGCGGUGGCGGAGGCCGCAGCAGCCACAACAACAACAACAACACCAACACGGACGACUUUGACUUUGAGACGAUCGGGGAGGACGACGCGUCGCGGCUCCAGAAGCAGGAGAAGCCCAUGUUUGAGCUGCGGGAGCACGGCCUCAAGGUGUCGCGUCGCAAGGGGUUCACGCUGAGCUGUUUGGCCGUGGGCAAUGGGGUGCUGGCCAUGGGGUCCCAAGAGGGCGUGUUGCUGCGCUGCACGACGGACGCGACCGACAGCAACGGAACGAUCGAAGAAAUUAUGAUUGAGCCCCGUGUCGCCAUGUCAAGUGUGUUUAUUGACCCGACAGGCGCUCACGUGCUCGUGUCGAUGGACAAUGGCUCGAACUUUUACUUGCACACGGGGUCCACGCGCCCCAAGAAGAUCGCCAAGACCCAGGGGAUGCAGCUGACAAGCGUCGCGUGGGACCGCCAAGCGGGAUCGCCCGAAGCGUCUGAGCCAAUACUUAUUGGGACUGCGUCGGGCGCGGUGUUUGAAGCAGCGUUCGAUGGCGGCAAGGAAAAGACAGUGACCAAAGUGUUUCAGAUUGCUAAUCAGGGAGCGAUUGCUGGGAUCGCUUUCGAGCACUGGCAGCUGCCGUCAGGCGACAAGCGAUACUAUGUGAUGCUCACGACGUCGGCGUCGGGCAAGCGACCGACGCGUGUGUUUCAGUUCAUGAGCGGCGGUCGAGAUGGCUUUGACGCGAUGUUCCAAGAGUACACGAGUCCUGACAAGCUACGUUUUCAGGAAAUGCCGGGGGACAUCACGACAGCCGAACUGCGGUUCUAUGUUAAGCAAGGCCGUGAACGUGCAAAGGGCUUUGGUGUGCUUACGGGAGAUGGGGUAUACCAUGGUGAGUUUGUGUUUGGACUGUCGAGCACAAUGGAAAACGUGACGACAGGCACAGGAUUGCUGGCAUACCCUGGUAAACCGGAAAAGUCAUCCGACAGUCGCGGAUCAUGGACACCGCCAGUGUCGAUGGCAGUGACCCAGUACCACGUAGUCCUGCUGUUCGCGCGUCAUAUUCAGGUCGUAUCGAAGCUAAGUGGCGUGGUUGUCAUGGAAGAAUCGCUCGACUCGCGAGUUGGCACUGUGCAUGGCAUUGCGGUGGACGACACGUUCAAUACAGUGUGGGUCCACUCGAGCCGGCGUAUCUUAGAGGUGGUUAUUGCUGACGAGGACCGUAAUGUCUGGAAGCUAUUCCUGAGCAAGGCUGUGAUGGGCAACGGUGACGAUCGCGAUUUCGAGCAGGCAUUGGCGGUCUGCCGCAACGGAUGGGAACGCCAGCGCGUGCUGACAGCGCAAGCAGACAAACUUUUUGAUAAGGGGAUGUAUGAUCGUGCCGCUGUUAUGUAUGCAAAGACGACGCGCUCGUUCGAAGAGGUGGCGCUGAAGUUUCUCGAGAUCGAAAGUCGCGACUCACUACUUCUUUUCUUGCUGCAGAAGCUGAAGGGCUUGGGAAGUGACGAAAAGACACAGCAGACUGUGCUGUGUUCCUGGAUCGUUGAACUGUUUCUGGACAAGUUCAAUGUGCUCAAGGGUAGUGUGCAAGAUGUCGAUGCGCAUGCUAAUUUGCUGUUUGAGUUCAAGCAGUUCUUGCAAGAUCAAAAAAGUCAUCUCGACCCAGCCACGACUUUCAAUUUGAUCUCCAGCCACGGUCGACCAGAUGAGCUUGUGUUCUACGCAACGCUUAUCGAAGACUACGAAAAAGUAAUCACGUAUCAUGUGGACCGCGGUGAGUAUGGAGCUGCAAUCGAGUUGCUUCGUAGCGUCGAAACGUCGAAAGUGGAAGAGCUCUGGUACAAGUACUCACCCGAACUGAUCGUUCACAAGCCAAAGGAGGUGUACGAGGCAUGGCUGGAGGCUGCCACGCUGAACCCGACGCGCCUCAUUCCGUCGAUUGUGCGUCACGUGCACCAAAAAAGCGUCGCGGGCACAGAAUCGACAAGUAGCACAACGAAAAGUCGCUCGGUCUUGGACAUGGCCAUUCGGUUCUUAAAGUUUGCCAUCAAGCAAGGCAACCGCGACCCGACAAUCCACAAUUACCUACUGUUCCUGCUGGCCAAGCACCCUGACGAGCGUUUGCUCAUCAGCUUCUUGCGCAAAAAGCACAAUGGGAAGCAUCUGUUCGACAUUGCAUUUGCUUUGCGCCUCUGCACUCAGAACGAGAAGAACCGUGCUUGCAUCUACAUCUACUCUGCGAUGGGACUGUAUCAGGACGCCGUGGAAAAGGCAUUGCAAGUCGAUGUGAAGAUAGCCAAGGAAAUGGCUGGUAUGCCCGAGGAUGAUGAGACUCGCAAGAAACUGUGGACGCUGAUUGCCAAACAUACGAUCGACGCAGGCGGUGAGAUCAAGGACGCUAUGAAUAUUCUAAAGGAGAGUGAUCUGUUAAAGAUUGAGGACAUCUUGCCUUUCUUCCCUGACUUCGUCCUGAUCAACGACUUCAAGAAAGAGAUUUGCGAGUCGCUCGAAGUGUACAAUGACCGCAUUGAACAGCUGAAGGAAGAGAUGCAAGACUACACGCAGUCGGCCGAGUUGAUUCGUGCUGAUAUGCAGCAACUGCGCAAACGUUGUGCUGUUGUGUCUGGCAAUCAGCGCUGCGAGCUAACUGGUCAGAAUAUUUUGGGCAAGGAGUUCUACCUUUUUCCGUGCUCACACGCUUUCCAUGCUGGUGCACUCCGCCAGGAGAUGCAGAAACACCUCAAUAGUUUUCAGCGACAAACGGUGAAGCAGCUCGUGCAAAAGCUCAGUGAGCUGUCCACGGAAUUGCCGGCGAGCACGAACUUUUUCCAGCGACCGCUCUCCGCCUUCCCUUUUCUUAACUUGUCGUCCACCGAAAAAGAGGCGAUGACGCCUGGCUCUGAGGGAAGCAGCGCCGCGGCGAUUGCAAAGGCAAAAAGUGCUGCGAAAGAGCAGUCUAUUGCGCAGGAACGUGAGAUGGUGCAGCAAAAGCUGGACGAGAUCAUCGCAUCGGAGUGUAUUUUCUGCGGUGAGGUGAUGAUUAAGUCGAUUCAGACGCCUUUUAUCACACCUGAGGACGAGGCAAACGAAGGCAGCGAGUGGGCCAUUUGA
Molecule: messenger RNA, 3234 nt
Organism: Hyaloperonospora brassicae
Lineage: Eukaryota; Oomycota; Peronosporomycetes; Peronosporales; Peronosporaceae
Source: the annotation of a GenBank genome assembly